Molecule: messenger RNA, 4447 nt
Organism: Electrophorus electricus (electric eel)
Lineage: Eukaryota; Metazoa; Chordata; Actinopteri; Gymnotiformes; Gymnotidae
Product: beta-1,4-galactosyltransferase 3
Biological process (GO): carbohydrate metabolic process
Cellular component (GO): Golgi apparatus
Molecular function (GO): galactosyltransferase activity
Source: RefSeq, a predicted model, not a curated record
UUCAACUCCAAAGACGGAUCCCGUCGUUUCCUUGUGCCAGAUGUGAUUUCACACGAAAGUCGUUUCUUCUAAAUAAUCAAAACAAGCAGCUUUGGAGUCAAGUGACAGUGAUGUGUGAUUGGCCCAGUUUAUGCCAGCCAUGGUGAUGGACCCUCCCCCUGGAUCGUGACACAAUGAGACUAUAGCAGUGGGUGUCAGACACCCGCAACACCCACCCCUCAGUACCCCUCAGACCUUUUCCCUCUCUCCCUUGGAUUUUAAGGGGCUUUGGCAGCAGCUCCUUGCCUCCUGACAGACUCGUUAAUCUCUUGUAAACAGGCCAUUUGGCAUCAGGACACUUCUCAUGGAUGCCGCUGUUGAACAUUCUGGAAGGAAGUAGAGAGCAAAACGAAUCCUGAUAUACAUUCUACACAGAAGCAGGAAGUGACAUGAACUGCCACGUCCUUGCUAAGCAUGGGAGCAUGAUGAACGUGCCUGUGAAACUGCAUGGAUAACAAAAAGCAAAGCUCAACUUGGAGAUUUACCUUAUUUGUCGCUGUUUGAAGACCCACCCAUUUUAAGUGCCUUCUGCAUUUUGUGUCCACCCCUUCACCAUAUCACUGUUUACAUUUAAAUAUUUGCCCAGCUGAAUCAGGGCUGAAAAGGAAACUUUCUUAUAUAGGUGUAUUCAUAUCUUGUUUAAGUAUACAAACUACAUUAUUUUUAGUUUCCUUGUGUUACAGUUCAUCUGUAACUGCGCAUCAUUCUAGAGCUUUGGAUCUGUCCAAACGCAUCUGUGGCGACAUUUCUCAUGCCUUGCAUUUGGCCUGCCCUUGUUGUCAGGGAUGCGACCGCCGUAGGUUGAGUAAACCUUAGUCACACUCUAUUCUUUUUCUUUUCCUCCUGACGUUGAGUAAAAUAAGCAGUGUGAGAAACUCUUGACACACCCACCAGCAGCAUGCCUAGUCUGAACUCCAAAUGGCGAUACCUGAUCAUGUUGUUGGGCGUCCAGCUCAUCGUUAUGGCACUCCUCGCCCGGGAGGGCUACCAGAAGAGGGUGACGUACUUUUUCCGGCUAUUCCGGAAGCUGGACACACUGUCAGGGCAGGCAACGGGGGCAGCAGGCCACGGGCAGAACCGCACCGGUGCAGAUGUCUACACCAAUCUGUCGCACCUGAUCUUCGUGCAGAACAAGGAGGACAUGCCCUACUGCCCUAAAACGUCCCCGCUUACUGUUGGACCAAUCCAUGUUAGCUUCCCCUCGGGGCUCACUCUUGCCCAGGUAGCACGGAAGAACCCAAUGGUGGUACGUGGGGGGCACUAUCGGCCGCCAGACUGUGAGGCACGUCACCGCACAGCCAUAGUAAUCCCCCACAGAAACAGAGAGCACCACCUGAAGUUCCUGCUCUACUACCUACACCCAUUUUUACAGCGGCAACAGCUUAGCUACAGUAUCUACGUCAUCCACCAGGCUGGCAACUACACGUUUAACCGAGCGAAGCUGAUGAACGUGGGCUUUCGUGAGGCCAUGCGCGAGGCGGACUGGGACUGCCUCUUCUUCCACGACGUGGACCUGAUCCCAGAGAACGACCGCAAUACCUAUACCUGCGACCAAUACCCCAAACAUGCUGCUGUCGCCAUGGACAAGUUCGGAUACAAGCUGCCCUAUAAUAUGUACUUUGGAGGAGUUUCAGCACUGACCCCCCUGCACUACCUCAAGAUGAAUGGCUUCCCCAACAACUACUGGGGCUGGGGUGGAGAGGACGACGACAUUGGAAUCCGGGUGUCUCUAGCUGGAAUGGUGAUCACCCGUCCCUCCCUGAACGUGGGUCGAUACAAGAUGAUCAAACACAAGCUUGAUGAGGGCAAUGAGGUCAACCCAAAACGGUUUAACAUGCUGGCUAAGACCAAGCAGACAUGGAAGCUGGAUGGGAUGAACUCUCUGGAGUACGAAGUCCUCUCUCGGGAAUACCUUCCCCUCUACACCAACAUUACAGUUAACAUUGGCAUUGAGGAAGGAGCACCUGCCAACCCACACACCCAAUUGGAGGGUAUGCCCAAGGAGGUCCUCAAAGACAAUCAGUCUCUUGAUAACUGAUCUCACUCCCACUACCCCAAACAAACGCAACCCAUUACCAAGUGCAGUGACUAGGUUGAGGGAAAUCAUGUCUUUACUGCACUCCUUUCUUUAGUUUUGAAAUGCUGGUGCCAUAAUCCGUCUCUUUCCAUCUCUCUCUCUCGCUGGCUUUUCUGCUCGCACAAUCUCUCACCAUGUUGGCUUUUCUGCACAUUCUGUCCUUCUCCAUUUGAUUUACCUGAUCAGUCAGGGCAGUGCAGACCUUUUCACUUCCAUGUCCAAAUGUGGAGAGAGAUCCAGACUGAUGGGAAAUUCUGUGGGUGAUUUCUACAUCCCUCGGUCAAGAGUACAGAAGGACUGUGACUUGCACACUCUGUCCUGCAGCACAACAGUGACUGUCCUCAGUGCCAGACAGGUGCUGGCUAAACCGCCGUGGCCUUAGACUUAAGCUGCACUCUUUGUCCUCUUGAGCUCUUCUGUUGUUUUUUGAUACUGUCUAACAUGCGGGUUCAGGUUCUUGUUAAAAUUCCAGCAUUAACUCAUGCAUUUUAUGUCUAGGAAGGCCAGAGCAUUGUGAAACUGGCUAAUCUGGAAGUGCAGACAGCAUGGGUUUUAGCUACAUUUGUUUGCCAGUUGGAGUUACUACUACUCUGCUUUUUAUGAACUAAAAAUGAAAGUAGAGAUGAACACUAUUUUUAAACUUUCUAUGGGAUUAACAAUCCAAAUUAGCCUGCUCUUCAAACUCUUUUGUAACAGUUACCACUGCUCUACAUAUGUGCAAAACAUUCUCCUCUUUCUCACUCUGCUACUGCUUCUGUCUGUCCACAUCUGAGCUAUUUUAUCAGUCUGUUCUUUUUAUGUCAUUCGCUGGAUUGUGUGGGGGUUGUUUGUGGCAGGGUUUUGUCGGGCACUAUUUUAGCUCGUUACUAGAUAUUUAUCAUUGUUGUAUUACAGUGACUGGUGGUAUGUAGGUGACAUGACUCAUUUUUCUCCUCCUGUUUGUCAGAGCUUCACCACUGUUUCUAUGCUUUGCUGAGUGUUCUUUGGGGGAAAUGGGGAAAUUCCUAAGUGUGUCUUUGUAUGGUUUGACCUUGCUUACAUAAUGGACCCCAGAGUGCCAAGAUAUGGUUAAGUGAAUACCUACAAAGCAUUUUUUUUGUUUGUUUGUUUUUUUAAAUCCACAGAAUAUUGAUGUAAAGAAGAAAUGUCAGUUAUGCCUUGCACACCUUUAGACAUUGGAACUUGCUGAGAAUGAUCUUUAAACCAACUGAACUGAUGUUCUGGCACUCUGUUUAGACAGUUAAGUUUUAGAGAUUUUGUCUGUCCUUAAACAUGUACUGGUACUAGCUCAGUUAACCAGGUGCUGCUCUUAAUAACUGGUUAGCCUGAUGUUUAGCAUCACUUAGCAGUAGUCUGCACUGAUUGAUUCCAUUUGAAGAUCACAUAAUGAAUCAAGUCUUCUUUCUAGAAUUUUUUUUUUCACUUUCAAAAUGGUUUUUGACCACUCUUAGUUUGUGAUUAGUUCUUAUUUAAUGAGUGUGGUACACUCCAAUGGUUUAUUGUAAGACUAGAAGAGCUCAUGCCAUUGUCCUGGCUCAAACCAAAGAGUCAUAGUCUGUAUAGCUGUAUGACACAGACUGGUCCGCUGGACUAACACACCGACAGUAAUGUGAUGAAUGCAAAAGCAUGAAGUGUGUCUGUGUGUGUGUAUAAAUGCAUUGGUGCUGGGUAAUAGGAGUGUAGUAUGGAUGAAUGAGAUGUUCUGAGUUGGCCGAUGUAGUGGGGGCUAUACUUUCCCCUUGUGCUCACCAUAGGAAUACUUCGAACACGUCCCCCCUAUGCUGGUCGUAAGAGUAAUUUAGAUACAUUUGAUAUUAGAAGGGCAGAUAUACCAAAUAUUUUCUUUUUCAGACUUUUAACUAUGUGGGUUGUUGCACAAAGCGAGAUGCAUCAGUCUGGCAGAUUUCUUGAAUCAGGCUUAAUUAACCCAAACUGGUAAGGGACAUUUGUCACAUUUGGCUUGGGAUAUCUACUCCCCCGCCCCCAAUAAGUCCUUUUACAGUCUGAAUGAAGUGUACUUCAGGACAGACCAGCUAAAAGUACUUGCCAGUGAGAUUAAUGAACUCCAUCUUAUUUCCUGUGAUCAUCCUUUGCCUGUAUUCCAGCAUAUCCAAGCCAUAAAGGGAAAAUAAAUACAGUAGCAAAAUAAGCCACCACAGUUUUGGACUAGGUUUAGGGUUUAACGCUAGCAAAUUUACUAUUAUUCUUCAGCACCAAUAAAUAAGUAAAAUGUAAAAAUGCAAAGUGAAGAUGGGUACCUGAGAUUGCUGACCUACAAGAAAGUCUUUUGUUCUUGUUUGGAAGUAAGCAAACAACACCACCAACUCAAGC